Molecule: messenger RNA, 1764 nt
Organism: Solea solea (common sole)
Lineage: Eukaryota; Metazoa; Chordata; Actinopteri; Pleuronectiformes; Soleidae
Gene: g6fl
Product: g6f-like
Exons: 11
Coding region: 49-1626 (525 amino acids)
Biological process (GO): T cell activation; interleukin-15-mediated signaling pathway; positive regulation of ERK1 and ERK2 cascade
Cellular component (GO): membrane raft; external side of plasma membrane
Molecular function (GO): protein tyrosine kinase binding; MHC class II protein binding
Source: RefSeq, a predicted model, not a curated record
GAAAGGUCACAGUGUUGGAGGGACAGCUGGUGCUGGUUUAAAUGUGUGAUGGAGACUGCGUUUCUCACCUGUAUGCUUGUUUCUUCAUUUGUGGUGCAUUCCUCUCAUGUCAGCAACACAGAAUGGAAUGAUGUUGUGGUGGCUAGAGAGGGUUCGCCUGCCACCUUGGUCUGUACUGAUACAACAAUGAGAGGUGCUGUGUCCAUAAACUGGAUGGUGAAGUCACUUCAUGGUGCCAGGGAAUGGAAAUUGGUUCUCUCAGCUAAUGAAAGGAAGGAGUUCUCUGGUGGCGCCUCGAAGGCAUCCAUGCGACUGACUGACCCAAACUUUCAGGAUACUGGGGUUUUCUCUCUGAUGUUUUCCCCCAAAAUGGAGGACGGAGGUCUCUACUCAUGUUUGAUCAAGCAGCAGGAGAGGAAACUGAAAGAGAGGAUUAUCCUCCUAGCUAUCCUUACAGUCUCCAUCCUCCCAUCUCCAGUCAUUCCUCAGUAUAGCACCCUACGUAUGAACGCCAGUGUUUAUCCCAGCAUUGCCAUCACCAAAAUCACUUGGACAUCACCUGGAGGCAUGUCACUGAAGAGUGAGAAAAUAGCAAACGUGGUAACAGCGACUAAACGGCCACGGGUCCAGAGCAGUGAUGAGGGCAUCUACGUCUGCACAGUUUACCCCUGGGGUAACAGCAGCAGCACUCAUUUUACAUUCAAGGUGAACGUCACCAUUGCUGACAAAGUUGUCUCAUUCACUGAUGUAAAACACGACAAUGAGAUCUCCACUGCCACACAGGAACAGAUCUCCUUAAACCUGAAGUGUCCUGAUGUCCAGGGCGACUUUGUCCAGCUGUUCUGGACACCUGGAGACAUAAGUAAAAUGGAGCGUGUCUAUGAGUAUGAUCGCUGGAGGGAUUCCAGCUUUAUGAAUGAGAAGAGCAGGAGACUCAAGCUUGCUGGCCCACCCUAUAACGCAGAGGCUGGGAGCUUCUCCUUUCUGCUCACGCCUGACGUCAGUGACGGUGGCCUCUACGCGUGUGAGGUGUUCCAAAAUGACAAUGCUUUCAGUCAGAGGACAGUGCUCAGCGUGCUGAAAGUUAAGGCCAGUCGUUCAUCCUCAAGGCUGGAGUUGACGUGCAAGUACUCUGCGGUGUCCCACAUACAACGUGCCAUCUGGACCUACCAGGACAAAAAUCGGCGUCUGGAGUGCUCGAGUGUUAAACCAGGCGUCAUCACCACCUCUGUGCCCUUACCAGUCACCUCUGACACAGCUGGAAACUACACCUGCACCAUAAAUAUGAAAAAAGGACCGACCAUUUGGGCCACACACACUGUCACACUGCCCCCUAAAGAUGGGGAAAAGGUGAAUGUCGGUGUUGCCACCCCCUCCAAGCUCCCUUCUCUCUCUGCUUUAUUACUCCUGGUGCCCCUGGUUGCUGUGGCUGUUGGUGUGUUGCUAUGGAGACAGAAACAAAUUUCUGAUCGCGGUAUUGAGCAGUCUCUGUCUGUCCCCUCUGGUGAAGUAGAGAACAUCUAUGAGAAUCCUGAUGAUGUCAAACAGGCUCCUCCCCAGGGCUCGGUCUACAUGGAUUUGAAGCCAAGAGGAGAGGAUGAUGUCUAUAAGGAACUAGAGCGAUGAGAGGAGUGUCAAAGCUGAUCACCUACCCACAUCUCGUCCUCAUGCAGCUGUCACAUCUGCUCAGUUCCAAUCUGCAACAGAAGGGCUUUAUAAACAAUAGUUGCAACUGAAUGUAUGAGUUAGUAUAUUGUGCUUCAG